UCACUACUCUACAGCGCAGCAUCAGUAUCUGCUAGGAAUCCAGAUAAACGACCCCUCUAUACGCCUUCAUACGUGUGGAAAUAUGUAACAAUAACAUAUUUUAUCGAAGACACAGACAGCACAAAGCUGCUGUAUAGUACCAUGGGUGGCCAUGAUGAUGAUGAUGAUGAUGAUGUGUCUUAUCAUUUAGCCAACAACCAACAUCAAGAUGAAGUGCUGAAAAACAAAUUGAAUGACAGCGGCCUUUGGAGUGACCAAGAAUCCACUGGCGGCAACAAUGCUAAGUGGGUCAAGGAGGGCCAGAACCAACUGAGGAAAGUAGCUGAGAAACAUCAGGACCAGGACCAGAAUGGGAACCAGGAGGAUUUCUCCCCUCAUAACACCACUGAGGAGCAGACCAAAGCUCCCAAGACCACCAAGACCCUGGGCUUGAAGGAAGAGGAGUCCAAGACCAUUCUCAAGGAGCCACUACUCAUCGACACUCUACUGUCUGCAGAGGAUAAAGAGGGUGAGGGCGAAGAAGGCGACAAAGAGAAGGAAGAUCAAUCUGAGGCAGAUGAAGAGGCCUGCAGUCUUAUAGAUGAAGAGAGGAAGUCCGAGCAGAGUAAUGUGGAGGCUGAAAGAGAGGGAGGUGGGGUGGCUAGAAAUCCCUGUCUGCUGUUCUCUAAUGUAAAUGGAACACCAAGUGAUGAAGAAACCAACUGGCCAGCACUGUCUCAGGACAGCACUGUUGAAAGCCCUCCAAAUGGAAACAAAGAGUCCUUCUGGGACUCUGAGGCCUUUGAGGCGGACACAGACCUGCCCUCUGGGUGGAUGCGGGUUCGAGACACCUCAGGCACCUACUACUGGCACAUCCCUACUGGCACUACUCAAUGGGAGCCCCCCUCCCCUCUGGACAAGGUGGGAGACUCCAUGAUGUCCUCCAGUAUGUCCCUGGAGACAACACCCUGUGAGGAAGAGCUUGAGGAAACAUGGGGAGACCUCUCUAACCCAGAUGAAGGGACUAGUGAUGGAGAGCUGUGGAAGGAGGGAGAGGUGGCUUCUGACCAGAGCCUGAAGGAGUUUGAAGGGGCAACCCUGCGCUAUGCAUCCAUCAACCUGAACUGUUCCCAAUCCGAGGGAGAGGUGAACCUUGAUCCCCAUGGCACUGACCUGGAUGCUAAGUAUUUUGCUGUGCGUUCUCUGGGCUGGGUGGAGAUGUCUGAAGAUGAUAUGGCACCGGGGAAGAGCAGCGUGGCUGUCAACAACUGCAUCAGACAGCUGUCCUACCACAAACACAACCUCCACGACACUGCUGGCAUCUGGGGAGAGGGUAAGGACAUGCUGAUGGUCCUGGAGAAUGACACUAUGAAUCUGAUCGACCCACUGGGCCAGACUCUGCUGCACUCCCAGCCCAUCGCCAGCAUCCGCGUGUGGGGCGUGGGUCGAGACAACGGCAGAGACUUUGCUUAUGUAGCGCGAGACAACCUGACCCAGGUCCUCAAGUGUCAUGUGUUCCGCUGUGACUCACCUGCCAAGAACAUCGCCACCAGUCUGCAUGAGAUGUGCUCCAGGAUAAUGACAGAGAGGAAGCUAUCCAAGCCAUUUCUGAGCAGGUACAAUUAUGACCAGUGCAAACCCAUGGAGAUUCCUGCUCAAGAGUUUCCCGUUCCAAAAAAUGAGAAUUUCCUACAUUUCCUUGUGUAUUACCUUGGUAACGUACCUGUGACCAAGCCUGUAGGUGUGGACACAAUCAAUGAUGCUUUGGAGGCUGCAACGAACAGCACAAGGAAGCAGGAUUGGACCCCCGUCUCUGUCAACGUGGCCCCUGCCACUCUCACCAUCCUCACCAGAGAGACCGAGGAGGUGUUGUCAGAGUGCCGGGUGAGGUUCCUGUCCUUCAUGGGCGUGGGAAAGGACGUCCACACCUUUGCCUUCAUCAUGGCAGAGGGCCCUGGGGACUUCAUCUGUCACAUGUUCUGGUGUGAGCCCAACGCUGCCAGCCUGAGUGAGGCGGUGCAGGCCGCCUGCAUGCUGCGCUACCAGAAGUGUCUGGACGCGAGGCCUCCCAGCCUGGGCUCCUGCCUGACCACUCCCCCUGCUGACUCCAUGGCCCGCCGGGUCAGGAUGGGGGUCCAGAGUCUGCUGGGAAGCUUCAAGCAGUACAGGUCAGGGUCCCAGUCCCCCUGAGUAGAAGAGAGAAGAUCUACUCCCCACCAACACUAACCCAUCCCAGCAGCUUCUCUCUCUCUCCCUCCCCCUCCCCCUCUUUCCUUCGGCCUUACACUCCUUUUGGCCUUCCGUAGAGAUAGUCCUGUCAUUAGUGCAUGGAGUUAUAUGUAACUGAGGAAAUGCUUACUUACUAGUGAUUGCGAAGUGUUUUUCUAUACAUCUACUGUAUAACUCUCUUUUUGCUUUGUACUCAAACUGAAUGAGCCCUGACAACGGCCCAUUGUUUGUCCUGUUGCUGGAAUUUAAUCUGUUUGUCACUAUUUUUGUGUUUUAGCAGAAACCAUGUCUGGCAGGAAGUAUUUGUAUGAUGGGAUGUAACUACAUGUUUCUUCACAGUAGGAAGUUAGGAGGAUUCCACACAGAAAUACAUCUCAUUUCUUCCUCAGUGCAAUUAUGGUCGAGUCAUGGGGCCAUGCUCCUCCCCCAAACUCCUCCCCAAAAAGUAACAGCACCUCUUUUUUUUCUACUGGUGUCUAAAGAAGGUCAUGCAAUCACUGUUGAGCCUAGUAUAGUAGAGUCUCCUGAUGUUUGUUUUACCCUGUACACUCCUCAGCCUCUCUCCUCCUGCCCAACUGAGGUUCUAAGAGCCCAGGUACAGUGUCACCUAGAGAGCUUUAUGUUCCCCACUGCAAACAGUGUGUUUUAGUCUUCCAUUUAAAGAAGUGAGUAAUUAUGUGUCACGUCGUAGUGAACAACCACUGAUUUCGGAGUGUACUGUAGUUGCGUUUCCCAUACAUUUGCAUGAACAUUUGCAAGUUCAGUGCUUCUGUGCAAUAAUCAGACUUUCCUGUAUGUGGUGGUGGUAGAAUGGCUUGCCAGGCUUCCAUAGGCUUAUAUAGCAGCACACACUGUGCUGUGGUUUCUUUCAUGUGGGGGCCUGGCUAGGCUAUCUGACUAGGGCUUGGCCAACAAAAAGAGGCAAUGUUGAAAAUAGAUUUCUGGUCAUGGAAAAGUGACCUAGAAAAUACAACAGCUCAAGGCCUGAGUUUUCUAUCUGAGUCAGUCAACCACAGCUGGUACCCACCACCACUAAAUAGUACUGUAGGACCACACUGCAUGUUUUAAUAGCUUAGAGGAAUAACAAGGGUAAUAUCUGCCUGCAGCGGUUUAGUGCUGAACUCUUUGUUAUUGUAACAUACUAGAUGUGUGCUACUGUAUGGUAAAGGGGGGGCUGUAUUCUGUACCUGUUAAGUGUUUGUAAGGCAUGUCACUAGCCUGUAUCCGUGUCUAUCAAUAUAUAAGCUAGCUAGUAGUAGAUUAGUUGUCACUGUCAGGUCCUUUCCACUGAGUAGCUGAGAGCAGGUCAGUAUCUGUCUCCCUUAGUCACUGCCCUGGGACAGGGAUAACAUUGAGAGAGUGACUCCAAUGGUUUGCAUUUAUGAUUUUAUUUAUAUUUUUUGUUUAUUUUAAUUUUUUACCACUUUUUGCUCUGUUUGGGUCCUGGUCCCUCUAAGUCAUGUAUUUUGUAUUGCUUUCAUACACUAUAAUGGAUACUACUGAGGAGCAGUUGCACAUUUGCUCAUUAUUGAUUGUAUUAGAGAACACAAGUCAGACUAGUUGUGGUUUUUAUGUAAAAAAUAAAUAAAAAAUGAACUGUGUUUGUCAGAAGUAUUUAGUGCAAUAGUUAGUUGACCUAUAACUAAAUGAAACAUGUCAAAUAUAGAAACACUAUCUGGAAUUAGACUGGAUUGUUUAAUAUUAUACUGUAACUCCUGUUCACUUAUCAUUGUGCUCCUUUUUCUAAUUCUGUUAUGUUAGUACUUCCAAGGUCAACAUUAAAAACAAGAUGAAUACUGGAACACUAGCUGAUACAUUUAUUUAACAAUUUAUGUAAAUUAGGUGUAUAAAAUGUAUCUGUAUAUAAAAGUCCCUGCACAAGAAAUAAAUGUGAACAUAUCUUA
Messenger RNA from Coregonus clupeaformis (lake whitefish), 4112 nucleotides. RefSeq names its product amyloid-beta A4 precursor protein-binding family B member 1. Gene Ontology annotation, molecular function: amyloid-beta binding; transcription factor binding. The coding region runs from base 142 to 2169 and encodes 675 amino acids. Gene Ontology annotation, biological process: regulation of DNA-templated transcription. The record is from RefSeq and is a predicted model, not a curated record. Gene Ontology annotation, cellular component: cytoplasm; nucleus. Lineage: Eukaryota; Metazoa; Chordata; Actinopteri; Salmoniformes; Salmonidae. The transcript is spliced from 14 exons.